GACAUCUCUAGGGUAGCAGAGGGAGAGUGUUCUUAUCAAGACAUCUGAUCUGUCUCCCUUUUCUUCAAUAGUACUCAAAGAGGAACACCCUUCUCCAGGAUGGAGAAUGACAAGGUGGUUGAUCUUGAAAUCCAUGAAGACGGGAGCAGGGGGCCGGAGACCCAUCAGGGGAACGCCCGACGAACCCUGAGGGACUUGAGAUCGACGGGCUGGAGGGAGAUUGGCAUGGUUUUGUUGACGAAGUUGAGAGCAAACUUGCUCCUGGUACUAACCCUUGCAAGUGUGAUCCUUGGUGUAUUCUUUGGAGGUGUCCUGAGGAAUGCCGAACCUAGCAGCACAGCGAUCAAGAUCAUUGGUUUACCUGGGGACGUCCUGGUCAGGCUCCUGAAGAUGUUGGUCCUGCCGUUGAUAGUAUCGAGCUUGAUUACCGGUUUGACGAGCCUUGAUACCAAGUCAUGUGGCAAGCUGGGAGCGAGGGCUCUUGUCUAUUACUUCACGACAUCGUGCGUCGCAGUCAUCGUCGGAAUCAUUGUCGUCCUCGCUAUUCGUCCUGGUAGGACGGGCAGAGAACACAAGGUCGAUUAUGAUGAGAGAAAAGACAAUACCGAUGCCCUUGAAUCGCUCAUUGAUAUAUUGAGGAAUCUGUUCCCUUCUAAUCUGGUGCAAGCAUGUUUCCAACAGGCGAUGACUGUAUAUGGGACCAAGGACAAGAUGGUCCUCGAACCUAAUGAAACCAUUAACCAUGAUGCCAAUUGUGAUUUGAAAAAUGCAUCCGAGACGGGAAUGUGUUAUUUAGUCAAAAAUGGAACCGAGACAACUAUCGCCAAAAGCUUCAAAGAUGGCAUGAAUGUGCUCGGUCUCCUGGUUUUUAGCAUCCCUUUCGGUAUUCUCUUGAGUAGAAUGGGAGAGAAAGGUCGGGUUAUGGUGGAUUUCUUCGAAAUAUUGUCCGAGCUCACCAUGCAACUUGUCAACAUUGUUAUGUGGUACUCACCGGUGGGUAUCAUGAGUCUUAUCUGCGCUAAGAUUCUUUCGAUGAAGGACCUCUCAGACGUUUUACCCACUCUCGGCUUAUACAUGUUAACUGUAGUGCUCGGCCUUCUUGUCCAUCUUGCUAUCCUCAUGACCAUCUUCUACGUCACUACCAGGACAAACCCUCUCCGAUUCUUCGAAGGCAUUCUUCAAGCGUGGCUCACAGCUUUCGCUACUGCGUCUAGUUCUGCGACACUUCCCGUAACUUUUCGUUGCCUUGAGGAUAACCUGAAAGUGGACAAGCGAGUAACACGAUUCGUUCUGCCCAUUGGUGCUACUGUGAAUAUGGACGGCACCGCCCUCUACGAAGCGGUUGCCACCAUCUUCAUCGGGCAAAUGAAUGGCUUUGCUAUGCCUUUUUCUAAAAUCCUCACUAUAAGUCUUACAGCUACCCUCGGUAGCAUUGGCGCCGCUAGUAUACCAAGUGCAGGCAUAGUGACCCUGGUACUCGUGUUGACUGCCGUUAAUUUCCCGAUAGAAGACGUUGGCCUUCUAAUGGCUGUCGACUGGUUUCUGGAUCGUUGCCGUACCUCUAUCAACGUAGUUGGAGAUUCUUACGGAGCUGGUAUAGUCUAUCAUCUCUCUAAACAUGAGCUAGAAGCAUCUGACAAAGGGGAGGCUGAAUUGGAGAUCGAGGAAGGCAAGGAAAACGGGGAUCUCUCAGCUGGAAACGCUGAGACAGAGAUCGAAAAGAGCGUGGAAAAUGAUGACAACGCCACGAAAGAAGGAUCCAACUGCGAUUCUGGAGUCUAGACUCGGCUUCACUAAUUGGCCGGUGAUUCAUGACGUCACUUUAUUCUAGAUUGGGCGGGGCAUAAUAGGUUACUGCUCAAAUCUAUCUCCAACAUUGCAGUUCUAUACCUUUCAGUAGAACGAGUAUGAUUUUGUACGACAGAGAUAAAAUAUAAACUUUAAUAUUCCGAGGUAUAAUCAAGAUAUUCUCUAAUCUCUCCGUAAUCUAGUGUUGUAGUCGAGAAAAUAGCUUAUUCCUACUUUGUUGUAGCAAACCCUACUCGGAUUUUAACCUUUAAUCAAAGAGAAACUAGUAUUGAUGAGGUCCUUUUGAAGUAGGUUUUUACACUCAGUCACAUACUUUCAUAAGAAGGGUUCAAAAUUGCACCACUGCAGGUAGAACCCUUUUGUGUGAGAUUUUGAAAACUUAGCAGAAAAAGGGAACGAAAAUGGUCCUUUUAAAGUUUUCAGGAGCUCAUGAUUUUUGGGGUCUUCACCAGGCUAGCACUAAAAUAGUCCUCGCCGCAAGCGUUCAGUAACUACAUAGCAGAGCGGCGCUACUCUAAUCCCAUUCAAAUACUUGGGCACGUAACGGACGGCGCUCGCCUGGUGCUGUUAAUAGCAGCUUCAAAAUAGCACCGGUCUGGUACGGGCAUGCGGCAUUCAUAAACUCAAAAUAUUACGACUUGGCCCGGAGCUCUGCUCUGGACCAACUAGUUACUAAAAGCGGUAUAAGUUCCUAUUUGCACCAAUAUAUGCCAGCACGUACUCCCUAACUUAGUACCUUAAACGGGGCCGGUGAAUAUAUCUUCAUGUACAAAUGCAAAUUUCAGUGUACAACUCGAUCUGCACCCAUUCCUGUAAAUGCACUCUAAAGAUUUACCUCAAAAGGAGCUGACAGCAAUGCAGUUGAAGGGUGAAUGAUUACACCUUUUUGCAAUUUGUAUGUAAUAUCAUAGCACUCAAUUUUAAUUGCAUAAAGUCUGUCGUAAACACACUGCUAGCAAAGUUUAGGCCGAGGGAAAGAGUGAGCAAGAUAUAUAUAUAGAGAGAGAGAUUGUUUAUAAAGUACUCAUUCUGUUUAAAAAAUGCAUAGAAUACCCAAUUUUCAGGUUGGAAUAUCACAAAUUAUCAGCUCGCGCUCCGCACUCUUGCAUUAUGCGAUUGGUGAAAUAUGUAUCCUUUUCAUCAGUCACUAUUUUAUUUAUUUUAUUAGAAUAUAUUUAUCCGGGUAAAAAAUAUCAGUAUAAAUUUGUGUUUCUUUAAAUGAAUCUUCAUCCAUUUUUUUUCGGUGCAAUAUGGUUUUGAAAUUGAAUAUUCAAACUCUUUUUGCUCAUCUGUGUGUGAGCUAUUCAUAUUAUAAUUCAUGAUGUAUUUGAUAUAAAGAGAACAUUCUCGAUGUUAUGAUGACGUAAAUGAAAUAUUGAUUACUAUGUAAAUGGCGCUAACCGGGAAUUCCUGUUUUCUUCUGGGACGCAAAACCUGGGACCCGUAACACAAAGCUUGGCUGUCAUCGUGUGACAUUUUUCAACGAUUGAUUGCAUUGGCUACAAUGUACAAUCAGUCGUGAAAAUCAUAUGUACGAUUAAUUGCUAAACUUUGCACUGCCAAAACGCCGGUGUUAAUCUAACACCAGCCUGGUAUCUAUAUCGGUGUUGAAACAACACCGGUUUGGCGUUAUAGGCAUACUCCCAAUUUGGAAUUUAAGCAACACCAAUAGUGUUAAACUAAUAUCGGUUUGGUGUGGAUCGACAUAUAUAGAUACCGGGCUGGUGUUUAAUCAACACCGGUGUUUUUGCACUGUAUGUUACGGGCUCCUGAUGGGUACACGCACCCCCACACACAUAUACACACACACACUCCACCAUAACACAGAUAGCAUUGGCCACGAAACUGAAAAAGGGAGAAAUUAAUAGUUAAAAUUAUAAGUGCAAUUACAAAUAAGUAAUAUGAAGUAAAGAAAAAAGAUCUACAGCCGUGUGUUUUAUUACCAAACAAUGACGUAGGCCCUAUUAAUAAAAAAUACGCAGUAUGGAAAUCCUUUUUUUUUUAAUAAUUAUGUAUAUACAUUAUGUAAGGUAAUGGCAUUGCACAAAAGACGUAAUUUAAAUUCGUCCAAUAAAACUUCACCGCAAAACGCAAUUUGUGACUCUGGGAUAAUGAAAAACGAAUAAAGCAAUGUAUGCGGAUUUUCAGUACUCCAA
Messenger RNA from Lytechinus pictus (painted urchin), 3965 nucleotides. RefSeq names its product excitatory amino acid transporter 2-like. Gene Ontology annotation, cellular component: plasma membrane. The transcript has 11 exons. Gene Ontology annotation, biological process: L-glutamate transmembrane transport. Bases 100 to 1782 code for a protein of 560 amino acids. Gene Ontology annotation, molecular function: L-glutamate transmembrane transporter activity; neutral L-amino acid transmembrane transporter activity; glutamate:sodium symporter activity. The record is from RefSeq and is a predicted model, not a curated record. NCBI's taxonomy places the organism in Eukaryota, Metazoa, Echinodermata, Echinoidea, Temnopleuroida, Toxopneustidae.